AAAAAUGAAGGGGUGGGGGGACAGAGAUGAGUAUAAAAAGCUUUGCCGUGAGGAAUUAGGAAAUGUUCCUGAGGAGAAAGUACUGAGACAGUUUCCAAAACUUCACUCCAUAAUUUUCCUUCAAGCAGGCAGGCAGAUAAAGAAACCCCAGGAUGAGGAGCCUUCUUCGUCUUCUGGCACUCUGUGCUGCAGUCUCCCUCUGCGUCUGCUAUGAGUCUCAUGAAAGCACAGAAUCCGUUGAAGAUUUGUUUGUGCCUCCAAACCGAGCCAACUCAUUCAUCCCACCACAGAGAGGCAACGUAUACAUCCCAUCCAGAGGGAAUGGCUUCGGCAGUUACAACUUCGGGAGGACAAUGAAGUCUCCAGCAGAAAGACGCGCAGAGAUCUGCGAGGACUACUCCCCCUGCCGCUACUAUGCCUAUCGCCACGGCGUCCAGCAGGCCUACAACAGAUACUUUAGCGCUGGAAGUCAACCACGGCGGCCUGCUGUGACUCGCCGAUACUAAGCUGGACCUCACAUGCAAAAGUGUCAUUAUCAUCUGGUCCUUUAGUCCACAUAUCAUCAGUUUUUAGAUAAUUUAUGUAAUUGUUUUUGUGGGCUCUUUUGGCAAGAAAACUGUUUUUUUAUAUAAACACCAGAACUUCCAGUCAGUGUGGCUCAAAUCACACAGCAGCCCAUCAUUAUACUCAUGUAGAAAUUUACAGCCUGUUUCUUGUGUAAUCUCAGGAUGACUUUUAUCAAGUAUUACUGCAUGAUCCCAGCAUUUAUGAGCUUUACGGGAUAUGCUCAACUGAAGUGUUUGGUUCACUUUCCGCUAACCAUUUCUUACAAUCUCCACUUACUUAUGCUGUCAAUAAACAAAUAAAAUGACUUUUAAUGGG
Molecule: messenger RNA, 882 nt
Organism: Oreochromis niloticus (Nile tilapia)
Lineage: Eukaryota; Metazoa; Chordata; Actinopteri; Cichliformes; Cichlidae
Gene: mgp
Product: matrix Gla protein
Exons: 5
Coding region: 153-506 (117 amino acids)
Cellular component (GO): extracellular region
Molecular function (GO): calcium ion binding
Source: RefSeq, a predicted model, not a curated record